UCCCCUUUUCCUUUUUUCACUACUUUGUAUUGUUUUGAUAUAAAAAUGAUUUCAAUCAAGAUAAACACCCCAGGCAUGUUUUGCUACCAUAGUUUUUUCAUUUGUUCACGUCGUUGAAAAUGUUAAUAGCCUCUUUUCAUUAAUUCAGCAGCAGAAAUAUUGUAUUUUUUGUCUUAAAUUGAAUUAUUUACAAUGAAAGAGACGCUGCAGGAAAUGCACUGUACAUAAAACAGCAAUUAGAGCAGGACACUGCCUUUUCUUCAGACGGCAUAAAUUUGACUUUUCCCCUUCUUUUUCCUCUAAGGGCAACAACCGCAAGGAGGACAUUAGCGAUGGCAAGCAAUUACAAGUCCUUCUUCGUCUUCUUCAUCAGAGCUGGGCUUCUGCUUGGCCUGGCCAAUCCGUUGGUGACCUCAGCCUCCUGUCCCUCGCAGUGCCGGUGCGAUGGGACUUUCAUAUACUGCAAUGACCGGGAUUUGACGUCCAUCCCUUCGGGCAUCCCAGAGGAUGCUACGGUACUUUUUCUACAGAACAACCGCAUCAAAAGCGCAGGGAUCCCUACGGAUCUACAACGGCUAAACAACGUCGAAAAGAUAUACCUGUACUGCAACAAUCUGGAUGAGUUCCCCACCAACUUGCCGCUGAAUGUCAAGGAACUUCAUUUGCAGGAGAACAAUAUCCGGACUAUCACCCAUGCCUCCCUGGCACAGAUUCCCUUCAUUGAGGAAUUACACCUUGAUGACAAUUCCGUGUCAGCUGUCAGCAUCGAAGAGGGUGCGUUCCGGGACAGCAACCAUUUGAGGCUGCUCUUCCUGUCCCGUAACCACCUCAGCACCAUACCUUCCGGUCUGCCAAUGACUAUCGAGGAGCUUCGCUUUGACGACAACCGCAUCUCGUCCAUCUCUGAGGCAUCCCUGCAGGAUCUUAUAAAUCUGAAGCGACUGGUUCUGGAUGGCAACCUCCUGAACAACAGGGGCAUUGGGGAGAUGGCCUUGAUCAAUUUAGUCAAUCUUACUGAGCUCUCUUUGGUACGGAACUCCCUGACUUACCCACCCGCCAACCUGCCGGGCUCAAGCCUGGAGAAGCUAAAUCUUCAAGACAACCACAUCAAUCACGUGCCAGCAGGUGCCUUUGCUUUUCUGCGACAGCUGUACCGUUUGGAUCUGUCAGGCAACAACUUGAGCAGUCUGCCCAUGGCGGUAUUUGACGACUUGGAUAACCUUACCCAGCUGCUCCUGCGCAACAACCCCUGGUACUGCAACUGCCGGAUGAAGUGGGUACGUGACUGGCUGCGCAGUCUUCCGUCUAAGGUCAACGUGCGUGGCUUCAUGUGCCAAGGUCCCGAUAAGGUCAAAGGGAUGGCCAUCAAAGACCUGUCCACAGAGCUGUUUGGCUGCUCAGACACCGAGAUCCCAACCACAUAUGAGACCAGCACAGUCUCAAACACUUUGCCACCCUCUCGACCCCAGUGGCCCUCAUAUGUAACUAAAAGACCUGUGGUUAAGGGUCCAGAGCUGGGAAGAAACUAUCGUAGCACGACACCAUCCAGUCGUAAGAUCAUCACAAUAAGCGUAAAAUCCAGUAGCGCAGAGACGGUGCACAUAUCCUGGAGAGUAUCCCAGCCCAUGACAGCCCUGAGGCUCAGCUGGCUAAAGCUGGGCCACAGUCCUGCUUUCGGAUCUAUAACUGAGACCAUCGUCCAAGGGGAGAGAACAGAGUACCUGCUCACAGCUCUGGAGCCCGAAUCCCAUUAUCGGAUAUGCAUGGUUCCUAUGGAGACGAGUAACAUUUACCUGUCAGACGAGACACCUGUUUGCAUAGAGACAGAAACUGGUUCCCUGAACACGUACAAUCCCACCACAACCCUGAACAGAGAGCAGGAGAAAGAGCCUUACAAAAAUUCCAAUCUGCCUUUAGCUGCUAUCAUCGGAGGGGCGGUGGCCCUUCUGGCUAUCAUCAUGUUGGCCCUGGUAUGCUGGUACGUCCACAGGAAUGGUUCCUUAUUUUCCAGGAACUGCACAUACAACAAAGGGCGCAGGCAGAAGGACGAUUAUGCCGAAGCUGGAACAAAGAAGGACAACUCCAUCUUGGAGAUUAGAGAGAGCUCUUUUCAAAUGAUUCCCAUAAAUCACAUGCCCGUUUCAAAGGAGGAGUUUGUGAUACACACAAUUUUUCCUCCUAAUGGCUUAAGUCUUUACAAGAGCCCGCACAGCGAAAGCAGCAUCAACAACAGAAGCUACAGAGACAGUGGAAUACCAGAUUCAGACUACUCUCAUUCAUGAUAGUGUGCACGGAUUACAAAGACAUUUUAUUGCAAAUGAGUGACUUGGAGACUGCUUGGUCUUUUGCAAAACACUGGAUUGAAAAGACUGAGAAAGCAUCGUUAUGUACAUUUGCCAUAUAAUUUAUAUUUAAGGACAAUUUAUUAAAAGGAAAAAAGGUUCCGAUUGCAGGCCAUCACUGAGCUGUCGGUGUAUGCUGCCACAAACUGCAAUUCUAUAUUUUAGAUAUUUGUAGUCAUUUGUACUGUACUUCCUUUACUUAUGGUUUUAGAUUAAAAAAAAAAACGUUGUGCUCUACUGAGAUAUGAUGACUUGUCAACUGUGAAAGUGGGUUUUCAUUGCGGUGUUGAACAAUCAGAUUUUAGAAAACCAUGUAGUAUAAAGCACAGGUCAAAAUUAUCACUACGUUGCUGUCAGUGGAAAAAAUAAAUAUAACAAAAAACAAGGCUGUGAGAAUAUAGGGCAUAGGUGACUGAUCAAAGGAAAUAAAGACACAAGUGUUUUGUUAAUUCUAAGGAUGGCAGGCACAGACUUACUCCGGUGUCACAGAAAACUCCGGUUUUGUUUAGGAACCCUGGUUGCCCAUUCCAGAAUGUUGCCAGGCUUUACAUCACUGCAACAUUUAGGAAGCAGAUAUCUAUUACCUCCUCUCUGCCCUGGAGGAGGUAGCAACACAGCACAGAAUCCUAAAUUCUUUGCAAAUGAAGCACACAGAUCAAAUGAAAGGUUACUUCGCAGUCAAAUCAAAGUGGACGGGCAAAAACACAACACAGAACUCAAUAUUACUCAUUCAGUAAAGGAAAACAGCAUUUACCGUAUCCCUCGGUACAGUUAACCAUGUCAUGUCAAUGUUGCCCUCCAAAAAGGAAUACGUUGUGGGCAGAAAACAUAUGGUAAGAAACACAUUUGGGCUCUUUUCUAUUUGGAAUAUAAAAAGAAGUGUCAACUAUUUUUUUGUUCAUAUAAUUCUUAUUUGUAUUUUUUUUUUUUUUUUUUUUCAAAGCCACUUUUAAGUUGCCACAGUUAAAUUGUUCUUUACAACUGAAGACCAAAGUGCAUUGAAUGCCCUUUGGCCAGUCUUGUAUGUGCCUUGAUCCAAUGCUUAUUGUAUUUAGUUUUUUCAAAAAAAUAAAUCAGUGACUUAACUUUUUUCAUACACACUUGAAUAUGAUAGGAUAUUGGUCAUAUUGCAAAAUAAAAGUGGAUAAAACCCCAACUUGAUGGUCUCCUUUUCCCCAAAAGAAUGCUUUCUAUUUAUGUUUAAUCCCUCUAAGCUUUACAUAUACCAUUCUGGGUUUCAAAAGUGUUCAUCUAAAGGAUCCCAGUAUGCUUCUUCCUAGUGCAGCAUCCGCUUGGGGUUCCAAGUGCUCUUUUGUGUGGUUAAGCCAUGUAUGACUUAUCUGAUUGGCCCAAGUGGGAAAUAUCAGAGUAUGGCACAGAAGCUAAAUGAGGCCAUUGGAGAGAUACUGUGCUGGAUUUUGAUGUGUCCUGCAGCCACAGGGGGCCAUGUACGUAUAUAAUGACUAUACAGCAUUAGUUUGAUGGCACAGCCCAAAUCACAGAAUCGCACAGGUGGCUCGCAUGAGCACAUGGGUACGUGUCUACACAACAUAUAUGUGCUUAUGUGGGCCAUGAGUCUGCGAAUGAGCACAU
Messenger RNA from Sinocyclocheilus anshuiensis, 3935 nucleotides. RefSeq names its product leucine-rich repeat transmembrane protein FLRT3-like. NCBI's taxonomy places the organism in Eukaryota, Metazoa, Chordata, Actinopteri, Cypriniformes, Cyprinidae. Bases 333 to 2282 code for a protein of 649 amino acids. The record is from RefSeq and is a predicted model, not a curated record. Gene Ontology annotation, molecular function: protein binding. The transcript has a single exon.